This is a messenger RNA of Nerophis lumbriciformis (worm pipefish), 1848 nucleotides long. Its product is annotated as somatostatin receptor type 5-like. The record is from RefSeq and is a predicted model, not a curated record. NCBI's taxonomy places the organism in Eukaryota, Metazoa, Chordata, Actinopteri, Syngnathiformes, Syngnathidae. Gene Ontology annotation, biological process: regulation of insulin secretion; cellular response to glucocorticoid stimulus; neuropeptide signaling pathway. Gene Ontology annotation, molecular function: neuropeptide binding; somatostatin receptor activity. Gene Ontology annotation, cellular component: neuron projection; plasma membrane.
UCUCUCUGACGUUUCCAGUUACCUUUAGGAGGGUGCUGAAAAAUCCGAAAAUAAAACCAUGUCUGAUAGAAUGGAAUCCCUUCAAAGUGACAAGGAAACGGAGUGGGAGAGUUCUCUCUGAUUCCCAAAAUUAAUGCCUAAGGAAAGAGAGAGAGAGAGAACACGGCAUCACUCCAGAGGACAUGCGGCGCACAGAAACAGUCAGCUGUUACCAACUGUAAUCCAAUUGGACAAGACCGCCAGAAGAUGGCCGACGACAAUAUGACUUUAAUAAACACGGAGGAUGAGGCGUACGCCACAGGCUACAGCGCCAAUAUGACUGACAUGAGUGAACUGAUGCCCUUCGGUAUGGUCACGGCGGUGGUCUACGGCAUCGUCUUUAUCGUGGGUCUCCUGGGCAACACGCUGGCCAUCUUCGUGGUGAUCCGCUAUUCCAAGAUGAAGACAGUGACUAACAUGUACAUCCUCAAUUUAGCCUUGGCUGACGAACUCUACAUCUUAGGGAUUCCCUUCCUGGCCACCAACAGUGUGCUUUCCUACUGGCCGUAUGGAGAUUUCUUCUGCAAGGUGUGCAUGACGGCCGACGCCAUGAGCCAGUUCACGUCCACCUUUUGUCUGACGGUGAUGAGCAUCGAUCGCUACCUGGCCGUGGUUCAUCCUUUCCGCAGUGCCAAGUGGAGAAGGCCGCAGGUGGCGAAGAUUUUCAGUGGCAUGCUGUGGGUGGUGUCCUUUCUGGUGGUGUUGCCGGUCACCAUCUACUCGCAUGUGCAGGAAGGACUCAAUACCUGCAAUAUCACGUGGCCUGAAAUGCAGAACUGGUGGUCUGUUGUGUUUAUCCUCUACACAUCCAUCUUAGGCUUCUUUGGACCGCUGCUUGUCAUCACCAUCUGCUACCUGCUAAUUGUCAUUAAGGUGAGGUCAGCAGGCGUGCGUGCCGGCGUGACCAAGCGGCGUAGGUCAGAACGUAAGGCGACGCGCAUGGUGGUGAUCAUCGUCGUGGUCUUUGUCUUUUGCUGGAUGCCUUUCUUCACGACCAACAUUGUCAACCUGGUGUACAUCAUCCCUGAGAACAAUGCCACAGCUGCAAUCUACUUCUUCUUAGUCAUCCUUACCUAUGUCAACUCCUGCGCCAACCCCGUCCUCUACGGCUUCCUGUCGGAAAAAUUCAAUCAGAGCUUCCAGAAGGUGCUCUGUUUUUACAAAAAUAAAACCAUCGUGGACCAGAGGAAAGCUCGACGGGGUGCACCUCAAGAGACACCAGCGAACCGCCACGAUCCUCUUUUCUCAAACAGAAAUCCUACACACAAUGGAAAAGUACAGAACAUCCAGGGUGUCGAGAUGAAGGAUGUUGGAAACCUUGACAAUGAGCCUUCAACUACAAAAACAAUCUUGAACGGCCAGUCAAUGCAAUGAGAGGAUGACAAGUGGAACUGCGAAAGUUUACCCCUUAGUAUAUUUUCAACAUAAUUUCCAUGAUAGAUUUGAGUUUGAUAUUUUUGUAUUGUUCACACAGGCUACAUGGAUGGACGUCAAUACAAAAGAAUGUUGGUUUUAAAAUGUAUGAAGUCCUCAAAUAACCUUAGAUCUCCUAUUAUUAGUUUGGUUUUAAUGAUUGUAUUAGCUAGAGAUCCUAAAGAGUAUAUAAAAGGAAUGAAUACAUAACAAAUCAAAAGUGUCAAACUAGGGCUGGGCGAUAUGGCCUUUUAUUAAUAUCUCGAUAUUUUGAGGCCAUGUCACGAUACACGAUAUAUAUCUCGAUAUUUUGCCUUAGCCUUGAAUGAACACUUGAUGCAUAUAAUCACACCAGUAUGAUGAUUCCAUGUGUCUACAUUAAAACAUUUUUCUUCA